CGAGUACUUCCCACCGCCGACAAUCAUACAAUACAAAUGCCGGAGCACCGACGUCAGACGUUACCAGUUGACAGACAAAGCUGAAAGAAACCAGUGGCGGGAAAACGAUGAAGCCAACUGUGGAGAUCAACAAGUUGAGGUUCACCUACCCCGGAAUCGACGGCCACCCGCCGCCUGGAUCAACUCCGCUAAUCGACGAUUUCUCCCUGACCCUCUUUCCCGGCGACCGCCAUCUUCUCGUCGGAUCUAAUGGCGCAGGGAAGACGACAAUUCUCAAGAUAUUGGGAGGGAAGCAUAUGGUGGAUCCAGAUAUGGUUAGAGUUUUAGGACGAUCAGCAUUUCAUGACACUGCUUUGACGUCUUCCGGCGACCUUUGUUAUCUUGGGGGAGAGUGGAGGAGAGAAGUUGCUUUUGCUGGGUUUGAGGUGCCUAUUCAAAUGGACGUCUCUGCUGAGAAAAUGAUUUAUGGGGUUAAGGGUGUUAAUCCCCAAAGGCGAGAUGAGUUAAUUAAGGCAUUAGGUGUUGAUUUGUCAUGGAGGCUACACAAAGCAUCCGAUGGUCAAAGGAGGAGGGUUCAAAUUUGUAUGGGUCUUUUGAAACCAUUUACGGUGCUCCUCCUUGAUGAGAUCACAGUUGACCUAGAUGUGCUUGCUAGGGCUGACCUGUUAAGUUUCCUGAAGAAAGAAUGUGAAGAACGAGGCGCUACAAUUAUUUAUGCCACACAUAUCUUUGAUGGGCUUGAGGAUUGGCCUUCUCAUAUUGUUUAUGUGGCUCAUGGAAAGUUGCAAUUUGUUACCCCAAUGAGCAAGGUUAAGGAGAUCAGCAACAUGUCACUAAUGCGAACAGUAGAAAGUUGGCUGAGGAAAGAAAGGGACGAGGAAAGGAAGCGAAGGAAGGAGAGGAAGGAAAAAGGGCUCUCUGCUUACGAAAAACAAAUCGAAGGAACUCGUGUGGUAGGGGGAGACCCUGUUCGCGUACUAAACAACGGUUGGGCUGGUGGAAGGCUACAUUCUACCCUUGCUGGUGAGGACAAUUUUGUCUAUAGCUCAAAUAGGGUUCUAAGGUAAUAGCCAUUGGAGUUUGGUUCCUUAUCAUUCUGUUUGUUUCCCAAGCCCCCCUUGUGUACUAAUAAUACAGUUUGUAUAUUGCAAACUGUUUUUUUUAAUGUGUGAAUAAUUUUUUUGAUCAACUAUUCAUAAAGUACUACCAUUAUCAAUAAAUGUAUAAUUUUCGU
Molecule: messenger RNA, 1234 nt
Organism: Cuscuta campestris
Lineage: Eukaryota; Viridiplantae; Streptophyta; Magnoliopsida; Solanales; Convolvulaceae
Source: the annotation of a GenBank genome assembly